This is a messenger RNA of Daucus carota subsp. sativus, 1731 nucleotides long. RefSeq lists its product as uncharacterized. The record is from RefSeq and is a predicted model, not a curated record. Bases 701 to 1033 code for a protein of 110 amino acids. The transcript has 4 exons. NCBI's taxonomy places the organism in Eukaryota, Viridiplantae, Streptophyta, Magnoliopsida, Apiales, Apiaceae.
CAAGCAAAAUGUACGCGGCAAAUACAAGGGCUCCAAAAUUUUCACUUUUAACAAACGAGCUCUCUCUCAGCAAAAAUAUUCAAAGACACACUCACACAGAGGCUCUCCGUCGCUGGCAUACAUAGAUGGAUUUCAUCUUCUGACUUCGAUUUCAGUCGAUAUCAGCCGCACUCCCGUAGAUCGAUUGGAUUCUGGCUUCACCAAACAAUUAAUGCUUCGAUCUGACUUUAUUUGAAAUUGGGGUUGUGUGAUUUAGGGGUUUUUUAUUUUAUCGAUUUCUUCACUUAAUUUGUUCUAUUUCGCUCUUUAAUUUGUUUUAUUUCUUUAUUUCAGGUUUAUUUAAGCUUUGUUUUCAUGAGAUUUGGAUGAAUUAGGGCUUCAAUGUGUGAUUGAGUCAAGACUUGUCUGAUUUAAGGAGUAGGCUCAGGUUAAUACUCAUCUGCUCCAACCGCUUUCAGUUCCAACUCCUUUGAUACGUCUAGUUUUUAGAGUCUUAUGUAUUUAUAUUCAGCCUCGUAUCAAUUGUGAUUUAUUUGAUUGAAUGUUGCCUGGUAUUGUUUCUGUCUAUAUAUUUUGUGUAUAAUUUUAUCUUAUGAUGCUAUCUAUUUGAUGAAAAUCCCCACUGAACUCUUCUUUUACCAUUUACUGUCUUGUGCAUUCAUGGCUGCAACCUUCUAAUAUAUCCAAUUUGUGAGAAGGUAUGAAGGUUGUUGUUCCUCAUAUAUAUACAUGUGUCUAUGGUGUAUCCUAUAUGCUGCAGGGUGACUUAGAGCAGAGAGGGAGGGUGCUAUCUGCUCUGGCUACCUUCACGAUUCUACAAGAACCCUUAAGAAUUUCUCCCGACUCUGGGAACCAUCCAUUAUCCCAUCUGAUGGGUUCUGUCUGUGGUAUGCGUGAUGUGCAAAUGAUGGCUGUGAAUGGAGGCUUAACAGAGACUUGUGGUUUGUCGGGUAUUGGUUAUCCAGAUGAGAUGAAAGAUGGAUGGUUUGUUUCAGUUUGUUACCAACAGCAGUCGGGCGAUUGUGAGUCCUGAUAAGGAGUGCAAAGAGCCUAGGAUUCAGAUACCAAAGUCGAAGAAAGCAGAGUUUUUCAAAUUUCUAGCAUGCCAGAUAAUAAUAUUAUGCCCCCUCUUUGACUACAGACAGAAAUCAAUUUUCUUUUUCUGUUAUUUCAAAAUUUAAUUCUAUGCAUCUCAUUAUUUAAAUGCAGGGAGUAUGAAAGAGGGAGUUCCUACUUCCAAUUACUUUCUUGGAACGUCCGUUUGAAGGUUUGCUUUUGGUGCUACAAAGGGCCUCUCCGCAGAGCCCAGAUCCAGGCCCGACAAGGUUCAGGUGAAAGCUUUAGAGCAGUUUCACCAGGACUAACCUAUGAUCAGUUGUGUAUCGGAGAUCUUCUUCUUGCAAGAGAAUAAUCCAUUCUUACCAUAUGUCCAACACAUGUGGAUAGUGUUUCGGGGAAGGCUUUAACUGAACUGGUGAUGACAACACAACUACAUUAGAGGUGCUGCUAGAUUUUUGAAUGGCCGGAAUAGGGAACCCAUGCUUAAUUCUGUAUCUCUACCCUUUGCUAGCUAUUUGGUAAUCUAAAUAUUUGCUGUUACUUUCAAUUUUGUAGAUAAUUUGGUUUGUAGCUACUUGGAUUUGGUUGGACUUGGUAGUUAAUUUGGUUUGUAGCUACUUGAAUUUGAUUGGAUUUAUUGGGAUAUUUAAUAUUUAAACAGUAUAGUUUCAA